GGAAGAAUAGAUGAUCUGUAAUGACGAAAUCUACAACUAAAGGCAGUACGGCAGCGAGUCGCUCGCUCAUACUAACGCAGAAGCGUCUCUACACACUGUACUUUCCCGCCUUUGCACACUGUAACGUAAGCGUUGAACCGAAUAGCUAUGGCCUGGUCUUUCACGCGCUUGAACUCAAACCUCGCGAACUGCUGCCGCUGCCGUUCGGUUCCGCGACGCGUUACAAGGUGUGGCGCGAAUGGAGCAUUAAGGCAACGGCUUGUGGUUCGCGCUGGCGCGACAGACACCAACCAAUAUAUCCUUCAAAAUGGCAUGGUGGACUACUACGAGGUCCUUGGGGUGGACGACGAUGCACCUGCUGAUGAGGUUAAGCGCGCGUAUCGCUCUCUAGCAAAGGAAUGCCACCCCGAUUACCUUGGAGAGAAGGGUCAUGAGAUAUGCAUACUCUUAAACGAGUGCGUCAAUGUGCAGGCAUACCAGAUCCUUUCAGACCCAGAUUCACGACAACGGUACAACUUGAGGCUUGAGCAAGCACUAGUCGAUGAGGACGACAACUACACGGGUGAUCCCCUAAGCAAGUGGAUGCCGACGAUUCAGCCCUGCAUGGCAAAGAACACAGACCCUGCGGAGCGGCGGGCGGUAUUCGUGGACGAGUUCACCUGUAUCGGUUGCAAGCAGUGCGUGUGGUCUGCCCCCGCCACCUUCCGUAUCGAGCCGGAGCACGGUCGCUCACGGGUCUUCGCGCAGUGGCUGGACAGCGAGGAGAGCUUGCAGGCGGCGAUUGAUUCCUGCCCCGUCAGCUGCAUCCACUGGGUGGAUAAGGCCCAGCUGCCGGCGCUGGAGUACGUCAUGCAGCACCGCAUGACCCAGCGGGUCAACGUGGGGGUCAUGAUGGCGGGUCAGGGCGCGCAGGCGGAUGUGUUUGAGGCUACCGCGUCAUUCCUCAAGGAGCGACGACGCAAGGAGGAGGCACGCGCGCGGGCGGCGGCUGCGAACAAGUACUACAGCCCGCAGCAGGAGGCAGCGCGCAGGCGUGCCGCUGCCGCGCUGGCCCAGCAGCACCUGGGCUUCUUCGCGCGCUUCGCGAGCGCCUUUGAGGCCGCGCUGUCGGGCGUGAACCAGAUGGUGGCCACCGGGCAGGAGACGGAGGAGCUCAAGCAGGUGGGUCGCCGCAAGCGCUCCUCGCGCACUCGGUGGGACUUCCUGGCCCAGCAGCGCUCCCGGGGGGGCUGGGAGAGGGUGCCGCGGGAGGGGGCGCUGGUGCCCAUUGCGGCGUACGCGGAGUCACGGAGGAGUGAGUGAGGGGAGGGGGGUGAAAAGAGGAACCUGACGAUCGAGGGGGGAGGGGUAAGCGGAAUCAGAGAGGGAGCGAAAGAGGGGUAAGCGGAGGUACGGAGGGAGUAAAUCAGGGAGUGAGCAAGGGAAAGGAAGAAGAUAGCCCGUGCCUUGAACGAUAGUGACUACCCUUGGAGUGUGAGGGAGCGGCAGGAAGAAGCAGAGCGGAACAGGGAUAGGAGCGAGGGAGCCUGGCUGCUGCUAGCAGGUGCUGGCUGGCUGGGCCUGGUGUGUGAUGAGGGGUGUGACAUACAUGCUGCUGGGUUGUGUGGCUGCGGCAUGCGGGCCUAGGGAGGGCGCCACGGCUUAAGGCGCUGACCAAAAUCACAGGAAGGGGUUCCGAAGCGGUGUGUGUGUGUGUAUGUAGCUAUGUAUCCAUAAGAGCAAGAGCUUGGGUUGGGAUUAACCAAACGACCUAGUAAGUUAUGCGAACGUUUGGAGAGGGAAGGGCGUCUUCUUAUUGGUUUUUAAUGCGUGCCGGCAUCCUGUGCUCCCUUGCAUCGCAUUGUGUUGUUGAUCUACCUUGCCGCCUGAUUGAGACAUUGAGAGAAGAAAACACAUGUCUGCAUCUUGCGUGCACUGUGUGAUGUAUGCUGUUGCGGUGUCACGCAAUGCCGCUCUACAGCACUGUUACCCUCGUGCUAAGAGAGAGCUCGUGAAGUCUACAUGGUUUCUGAAAAACGCGGGAGUAUCGUACUGCGCGAGUCGAGGCAUGGCGUUGCUUAGUUCUGAAGCGUUUACUUCGAAGCCAAUUUCAAGCAUUUGCUGUAUCAUAAUGUCAACCCUGAUGAUCUCCAUAGCUCUGUGGAUUGAGGCGGAAAGACCACAUCAGAGUUUCCCUUCACGCCGUUGAAGAUGAGUUAGCACUGCCUUGGGAUGGGUUGGGAAAGUUGGGUAAAGCAUUCGUGAGGAGGGGAUAUGCCUGGGGAGGGUGUGUACUGCCGUAACGGCAAGUGUAAACCUCGGCUGCAUCGUCCGAUUGUCCCUUGUAACGGAUUUCUAAUUUC
Molecule: messenger RNA, 2342 nt
Organism: Astrephomene gubernaculifera
Lineage: Eukaryota; Viridiplantae; Chlorophyta; Chlorophyceae; Chlamydomonadales; Astrephomenaceae
Source: the annotation of a GenBank genome assembly